Molecule: messenger RNA, 5625 nt
Organism: Microdochium trichocladiopsis
Lineage: Eukaryota; Fungi; Ascomycota; Sordariomycetes; Xylariales; Microdochiaceae
Product: Dopey, N-terminal-domain-containing protein
Exons: 6
Coding region: 1-5625 (1874 amino acids)
Biological process (GO): Golgi to endosome transport
Cellular component (GO): trans-Golgi network; endosome
Source: RefSeq, a predicted model, not a curated record
AUGGCUCUUGAGCCAGGCCCACGCCGCUCCAUGUCCCCCAACAGCUCUGGCCGCGCAUCACCAAACCCUCGACAGUGGAGGAACCAGCUCAGCGCAGACGACUCUUCUGCUUCCAAGGACAAGCACUACCGAAAGUAUGCUUCUGGCGUCGAGCGAUCGCUCUCCCUCUUCGAGACAGCCCUGCAGGAAUGGGCCGACUACAUCUCGUGUCUGAGCAGGCUGCUCAAGGCUCUACAGGCUCGGCCCUCGACUAUCACGACGGUCCCCUCGAAGGCACUGGUCUCCAAGCGCCUGGCCCAGUGCCUGAACCCGUCGCUCCCCUCCGGUGUCCACCAAAAGGCCCUUGAGGUCUACAGAUACAUUUUUUCCUUUAUAGGAAGCGAUGGCCUAUCCCAAGACUUACCUCUCUAUCUUCCCGGACUCGCCACUGUCCUAUCGUUCGCCUCCUUGACAGUCCGCGCGCCGUUUCUUGAUCUUCUCGAGACAUACUUUUUGAAAGUGGAUGCAAAAGCGCUUCGACCAGCACUGAAGGCUUUGAUCCUGGCACUCCUGCCAGGUCUUGAAGAAGAGACCAGCGAGGACUUUGAUCGGACACUGAAGCUCGUGGAAAGUUUCAAGGUCGCUGUUCGGGAACCCCAUGGCAAAGUGCUCUCCGAAGUGCAUUCAACAAGCGACGAUUUCUUUUGGCAAUGCUUUUUUCUUGCCACAAUCACGGGCCAUACCCGCAGGACAGGAGCUUUGGUCUAUCUUGUUCGGUAUCUCCCCAGACUAGGCCCAUCCGACGGCACAGGCAAGUCCGAGGACCCUACAGAAGACUUGGCCGCUCUUGUCACAUCGCCCGAGCCAGGACUGCUCCUCCGCUGCUUUGCUGCUGGCCUGCUUGAUGACCAGCUGCUUAUACAGCGAGGUUUCCUGGACUUGCUGGUGACGCACCUGCCGCUGCAUUCACGCAUUCUCCAGACCAGGGCCAAACACGACGAUAUCGAGCUCUUGCUCCAAGCUGCCGUCGGGGUUGUGACCAGGAGAGACAUGAGUCUCAAUCGGCGCUUGUGGGCGUGGUUUCUAGGUCCUGAACCUGCCGCAAAUGAUCAUGACGCCACCCCAGACUCGCCAGCGUCACCAGCAGAGCCCUCAGCCGGCUUCCUUGCCUCGAGAACGACUUACUUUGAAGAGCAUGGCCUGCAUUCUCUUUGUCAAGCUCUGCUCUCCAUGAUAAAGUCAGCGGCGACAGAAGGCCCCGCCGAGAGAGCUCGGCCGUAUCGGAUCUGCUUGUCUUUGAUGGACCGGUGGGAGAUCGGUGGCUUGGUCGUCCCUGAGGUCUUUCUACCAGUCAUCACAAGUGUCAAGGAAUUCAAAUCUCAAGCAGCGACAAAAGCCGACUUUGCGGAGGUUUUACGAAGUGCUAGUGUCUUCUUUGAUGGUGUAGAGAGCGGUUUGAUCUACGGCGAGCUUGUCGGUCUUGUCGCUCAGUCUUUCGCGCCUGGCAGCACGCCUUUAGCCAAGCGGGUCGAGUCUUUGGAUCUUGUGCAAUUCAUCAUGGCCCACUUCAAUAUCCGUGAGGAGGAAAUGGUCACAAUCCAUGCCCCCUUGGCAGCGCUUGCGGUUCUGGCCAUGCUGGAAGACGUCAGGGAGAGGAGUAAUAGUCCCAACCGAACAGCCGAUGUAAUACCUGAUUCACUUGCGGGGCAGGCUCUCGAAAUCGUCUUGCAGCUUGUAGACCUAAUUCCCGAAAGAGCCUUUCCAUUGAAAUCUGGCCGCGAGGACUCAGCUGCGUCUGUGGACGCCCCUGUCCUGGCCUCCAUUUCAAACGGCGAACUUCUCAAACGAAUUCGUGCAUUCUACGUCUCGGAGCAGGGCAACCUAGAGGCUAGUCCCGUUCCCUUUUCUGGCAGAUCAACAGGGCAAAUGCUGCUGCUGAAGGCUUGUAGCCUGACAUGCGACAGUCUUGUGUCCAGGCUGCCAGCAGCAUCAACAUCGAUCAGAAGUCGACUGCUGGCAUUGCUGCUGUCGAAGGCACCCAGAGAAUAUCCCAUCGAGACCGAUCAGCUACUACAGUCGAUCCAUGCGCAACUGUCCGAAGAGACAUUGGAGUUUCUCACUUUCAAAUCGAUGCUCUUCAUAUCAACCCAGUUAUACACUGGAGAGCGGAUAUCACCGGCUCUCCUUUCCAAGCUGGUCCCGGGUCUCGUCCGACAAGCAUGGAAUCACCUCUCCUUUUCAAAUCCGAAGUACCAUGUCGAGGCUGUCCGGGGCCUAUGGCAGCUUCAAUCUGCUCUCACACUCUCCAAUCGCGAGGUUGAGGCAGUGCUCACAGACCUGAUGACAAGACAAGACAGCAUUGGCACAUUUGCGGUUCGUCGUGCUGAUCCUGGGCGGAGUUUUAGCAUCCUUUGGACGCAUACUUUGCAAGACAAUCCGUCCCAUUUCGACCGCCGUGGCCUAAGAAGCCCAAUAUUGGAGGCCAAGCCCAGUCUGAGGCUUGCAGGCAUGGACCACUACAAAGUCAUGUUGACGCGGCCUCUCUUCUCGAUGCUCGAUGCUUUGCAUGAUGAGCGAGUCCAGCUCUUUAUGGCUGCCAAGAUGUGGCUUGGCCACAUGGUUGGCAUUGAAAAACUCUUUUUGAUAUUUGUCGAGAAGUUUGCGGCUUUUACGUUCCUGUAUGGUUCUCGAGGAUCGGUGAAGGCUACAGUAGCAGCGCCCAUGAGCUUUAAUGAUGAUGCCGAUCUCGACAUGGCUGUUUACUAUCUUCGUACACUAUCAAAUGUGCUGCGAUGGGCCCCUGAAGCAUUUUGGGGGGUUCUCGCGACACGCGUCAUUGAGCACCCUGACCCCAGCCUUAUUCAGAUAACCGGAUCCGAAGGAGGCUUCUCUCUUCAAGAGUUUUUUAUGCACGUCUGUCUACGCUGUAUUGCUGGCAAUGUUGCUCCGACUGAUAGUGGACGACAAGUCUCCGUGGCUCAGUUGCACCGCAGCGCUUUAAGUCUUUUGCAGCAGCUUCUCGGAAGCCCACAUACGGAGGCAUUGCGCAAGCUCAAUAUCCAGGAUGCUCUAGUUGAGAGGCUAUUGCAAGCUUUGACAGGUCCAGACCCGUAUAUCCAGGUGAUGCUCCUCGACGUGGUUGUCUCUUCCAUCAAGCUCCAGAUGGCGAUACAAGAUGAGGUCCCUCUGUCUCCGUCAAUCGAGAAGCGGACCCUUCACCAGGCUGUAGGUAGCAUGAGGCUCUCUACCGCGCAGACCUCAGAACAGGCACCAGAGUCCAGUCCAGUCCCUGCUGCUCUGCUGCAGUGUAUACAAUCUGCGCUAGUAUCACCUAACAGUCGUCCGGUCUUGGACAGCUGGGUCGCGUUCCUUGUUGAAGUUCUGCCACUCUAUUCUCGGUCUAUAUUCCAGGUUCUCAUACCACUGGUCGAAACUCUUUGCGCCCAGGUGGGCGAGGCGUUCAACACGCUCCGGGACACAUUCAAAGACCCGGGCCUAAGCUCCCAAGUCGUUGGCGCGCCUGAGACGACUCUGAUCUCGCUCCUCAAUGCACUGGAACAAGUACUGGCAAAGGCGCACGAAUGUCUCUUGGUUGAAGAGAGCAAGAACAUCGUGGCCAAGAGCCCUGACCAGCCUCAGGGCUUCUUUGGCAAUAUGGUUUCGGGCGUCUUCAAUUCUGAGCAGCAGCAGACUCGCAGCGCCACUGCCAACGACAGGCUGACUGUCCUUCUCGCCUUCCAAGAUGCCGUACGAAUAUGCUUUAGGAUAUGGUCAUGGGGCCAAGGCAGUGAGGCUGGCACGCUGGACGCCGAUUCAGCCGCCUCAUUCAACUAUACGUCUCUGCGCAUGAGGAAUCGAGCCAGGAGGCUUCUCGAGCACGUCUUUGCAGCGGAGGCACUCGAGUGUCUCGAAACUGUGGUGGGCAUCUGGCGGACAUCGUUGAAAGACCCUGAUACCACAAGGCACUCUGCCGUCUUUAGUCUCCUUCCUGCGCUUGAUGGUUCGCGCCCUGCAAACACCAUACCUGCAAUCUUCAAUGCCAUAUAUAGUCGCAGCAACCCUGGGGCCCUCGACCCAUCGAGGAAGUCCACUCUGACCAUCUCGUUGCAGGACACCGACCUUGUCAUCUUCUUAGUCGACUACGCGAAGUCUCUCGAAGACGAUGCAAUGGACGAGAUUUGGCAGGAUUGCAUGACUUUCCUCAGAGACCUCCUUACCAACCCCUUCCCACACAGACAAACGUUGCCGAGUCUACUCGAGUUUGCAGCGAUUCUAGGUGAAAAGGUCGACAACACGAAUUUCGGUGAGCAGAAGAGGAUGAGGCGAGAGCUUGGCGAUAUCUUUUUGCGACUACUUACAGCCUUGUUCACUACACGUCCGGCGACCUUCGCCGAUGCCGUGUCGGUUGACAAGGAGAAGAACGGCAAAGUGGCUCCAGCCACAACAAACAGUCCACAAUCCAGGGCGGAUGACGUUGUCGGGAUUCUCGCACAUAUCGUGCCAAGCUUGCCCAAAAUCCUCGUGGAGUCUGAUCGAGUGCUCACAGCGGCCGGGACGAUCUCUGCAAACGUUGUGGGUCCGAGUAUACGAUCCAAGGGGUUUCCCGAUACGAUCUCGAAGAGCAUGUUGACGCUCCUCUACGAGCUCACAAGGUUGCAGAACAAUCAAAAGACUUGGAAGAAGGACAUUGGAGACGCCUUCAACGAUGCUAGAUUCUUUUCCUCUUCUACAGAGCUGGUUCGAAGCGAUUGGCUGCCGCUCCUGCACCAGUGGACGCGGUCUGACAAGGAGCGUAUCACUGAGAUUCUCAGUCGCAUUACACCACCAACUACUGCCGGCAUCGUCUUCGGUGUCGGCGCAACAUCUGCGCGCCUCGAGGCAGACCGCAAGACACAGCUCAACCUCCGUCGUGUCGCUACUCUGAUUCUGGCGUCAGGGACAGACGCAUUCGUUGCAGACCUACCUGCGAUACUGGAACGUCUGGUAGAGCUUCUUGCGGCAACGGCAACGUCGUCCCCUUCGUCUACGACCAGGGCCGAGAUCUAUAUGGUGAUUCGGGCUUUGACCCUUCGGACGUCUGCCGUGCACCUGUCUCCGCUCUGGCCCAUAGUGAAUGCGGAGAUGCACGAGGCCAUCUCCUCGGUCGUUGCCCCCGACAAUAGCCCUAGCGCUGACACUUUCAACAACGCCUCCGUCUUGCAGGCGUGUAAGUUGCUUGAUGUGCUUGUGGCAGUGGCACCAGACGACUUCCAGUUGCACGAAUGGUUGUUCGUGACGGACACAAUUGAUGCCAUCUACAGGUCGCCGUCUUAUCAACCUGUUGCUCUCGUUGAUGAACUGUCAGAAGAGCUCGGUGCUUCGGUCGCCACACACGGCCACGCCCUCCACACCGAAUCGGGCUCUGGCAGUGCUGCUUCGAGUGGCCUACACCGGCGACCACUACUGGGGCCGGGCGGUAUCAACGUGGACUUGACCAUUGACCGCAAGGACGAGCUGGUGGCGAAGAUCCUGAGGCCGUUCUUCGGUCAACUCAGCAUCUUCCUGUUCGAAUCAACGUAUGCAAUGGGUGCUCUAGAUGAAGAGUGGUGUGUGGAGAGCCUGCUGCGAGAUUUAUUCGACGAGCGAAGCAUUGUAAAGGCGCUCUAG